GUGCACCAAGUUUGGCUAGUCUUUCAGUGGUUAUAUAACGGUCGCGAUGUAAGUCUUGACGGUAAUUCGACUUAGAGUUUUCGAGCGAGCACACGUUUUUCACUGCAACGCGUAAACCGAAAAUACGUGUGGUGUUCGUACACCGGAAGUGGUGAGCACGGGGGUUGGUCCGAAAGCGUUUGACCGUCGAAUAGUAGAUAGAUAGAUAGAUAGAUAGAUAGAUAGAUAGAGAGAGAGAGAGAGAGAAGAGAGAGAGAGAGAGAGAGAGAAAUACGGAAUCUCGUUUGCGACGAUUCGCAAUAAAACGCGUGUACGCAUAUCGUUUUUAUUUUUUUUAUAAGAAGAGUAGUUCUUUUUUUAAUUGUUUUCCUUGUUCCUCCAUCGUUUACGUAUAUAAUCUGCACACCCUCGUUCUGUAGUCUCAACGACGAUGAACAAGUACAAUAUCUUUUUGACGAUCUGGACGUUGGAGUUGUUCGUCUCGUCAAAUAUUUUCGUCCGUUCCGCCGAUGGACCACACACGGAAUACACGUACACAGAUUUAUGUUUUAGGGACGAUCCAAAAAUAGACGUUUGCAUCCGCAAAAGAAUUAACGAUGUAAUCGAGGAGUUCCAUAAAGGUAACGAUGAGUUUGGGUUACAUGAAUUCGAUCCAUUGCCCCUAGAUAAUCCUUUGCAUUUUGAGCACAAAGCCCGACUAAUUGGAGGAAAAAUAUCAGUUAAAAAUAUGAUGACCGAAGGUUUGACCACAAUCAAAGUGUUAUCGCUCAGGUCGAAACUUCAAAAUCCGAACAAAAUGGAAGUCGGAUUUACCGCGCACUUUCGAAACUUAUUGAGUACCGGUUUAUAUCAGUUCAAAGGAUACCUAGGACGGAUACCCAUCAACGCCAACGGACGAUACAACAUAACGUUCAAAAACGUCGAGACUAGUUAUCUGCUGAAAGCAAAACUAAAAGAAAUGGUAAACGGCUCGUUUGUGCAGCUCGAAAGUUUUCUUUCCUAUCCACCGAAGUUUGGAGAAGCCAAAGUGUUUGCGAGCGAUUUGGUUCCGGGUAACGCUGUGUUAA
Molecule: messenger RNA, 1067 nt
Organism: Sipha flava (yellow sugarcane aphid)
Lineage: Eukaryota; Metazoa; Arthropoda; Insecta; Hemiptera; Aphididae
Exons: 5
Source: RefSeq, a predicted model, not a curated record